ACAUUGCUCAAGCUACUUCAACUGUUCAUACCUCAUUAUAUGGAGCAACUGGACGUAAUGCAGUAUUCCCCAAAAAUAUCAGCUCGUUUUAUUAGUUACUUUUAUUUUUAAGCACGGCCUGCUCCUUUGAUCUGUAUUAAAAGUUGGUGCAGAGCGUGAAAGUCCGGUAGGAAGCUCCUGGCGUGCAAAAUGUUGGCGCAGCGUGCUGUGUUCCUGCUGCGGUCUCAGCGGCUAACCGGCCAGGCAUCAUGCGGAUUGUUCCUCCAAGCGACAGUGAGAUUACUAUCGGGUCAGCCUCGAACUAGUUCGGACUCCGGCGUCGCAGCUGAUGUGGCCAUCAGCAGCACAAAAGUACAGAAGCUUGCCGAUGAGAUUAUGGGGCUGACAGUCCUGGAAUGCAGCUUGUUGUCUGAGAUCCUGCGAAAGAAGCUUGGUGUUCCACAGCCGGCUUUCGGAGCACCCAUGGCUAUGCCCUUUCCGAUGCCAACCUCGCCAGCAGCGGGAGCGGGACCAGCUGCAGCUGCCCCGGCCGAGAAGAAGGAGGAGCCCAAGAAGGAGAAGACCGAGUUUGACAUUAAACUCGAAUCUUUCUCAGCCGAGGGGAAAAUAAAAGUAAUCAAGGAGAUACGCGCACUGACCAACCUGGGAUUGAAGGAAGCAAAGGAGUUGGUUGAGAAGGCUCCGGUUUUGAUUAAGGCAGGCGUGUCGAAGGCGGAUGCGGAGGCUAUGAAGAAGCAAAUUGAAGUCGCUGGAGGCAAAGUAGCUAUUGAGUGAGGAGAGCCGAGACGGAUGUGUGAACCCCACGAUGUCUACCUAUGUUGCCGGAUGUGAAGUGAAGGCGGAUGCAGGUGCAUAGGCGGCGUAGAAGUUUAACAUUUGGGUAACAGGUUGUUAUGUGAAUGUGCAUGUGAAUGUGCUACUACUACAGUACGAGCUUGGGAAAGUGUAAUAGGGGAUUUGUAAUAAUGCGCACGG
Volvox carteri f. nagariensis is the source of this 975-nucleotide messenger RNA. It is a transcript of the gene mrpL12, whose product is annotated as mitochondrial ribosomal protein L7/L12. The coding region runs from base 190 to 774 and encodes 194 amino acids. NCBI's taxonomy places the organism in Eukaryota, Viridiplantae, Chlorophyta, Chlorophyceae, Chlamydomonadales, Volvocaceae. The record is from RefSeq and is a predicted model, not a curated record. Gene Ontology annotation, cellular component: ribosome. The transcript has 3 exons. Gene Ontology annotation, biological process: translation. Gene Ontology annotation, molecular function: structural constituent of ribosome.